AUGGCUCCCACCAAGCGCUCCUCCGGUUCAGCACCUCUUGCCCCAAAGCGCCCACGACUCCCAAAACGACCUGAAGAACAUGAAGAUUUACUGACUGACGAGUCUGAAAUAUCUUACCGAACAUUGACUCCACUGCCAACCCGCACUCGGAGUAGUCAAUCGACCACCGCCGCUCAAAUAACUCGGAAAGGUCUUCUCCGUUCCUCCGAAACCCCCACUGGGAGGAGCAGUCCUAGGAGGGUAGAAUUUCAUCUCCCCGAGGAUCAUACUGAUAAUUUUGAAGCGCAGGAGGAGCCUGAGGCAAUUGAGGCGCCAGAGGCAAUUGAGGCGCCAGAGGUGGAAGAAAUAGUUGAUACUAGCCACUCAGACUAUGAUGAUGCUCCGGAGAAUGACCACGAGAGCUCUGAGGAGGAUGAGGAUGAACCGGAGGAUGAACCUCAAGCCCCCCCCCCAUCUUACACCCAGAAGUCUCAGACUGUCGGAAAGAGACCUCAUACAGUUCAGCCGACUACUGCCAGAGCACUGGGCAAUGCUCGGAGGAAACCAACUGGCGCGGUAGCGGAGGUCAUUGCUUCUUCCAACGUGUCGGUGGACGUGAGGGGAACUCGAUCGGGCGCGAAAGUAAUACGUAAACAAGGUCAAGGGAGAGCAGCACCCACUUCAGCACCCAGCCAGAAUGCAUCCCAGAGAGCACUCCCUGCAUCCCAGAGAGCACCCCCAACACCCUCACAGUCUAGGCCCUCUGCACCUGUUUAUGCUCAUGAGUAUACCUCUUCUACGCGCCAUAUCGAUUUUUCCUCGAUGCGCUCUCGAUACGGGGAGUCGUCCCCCACUUACCGGACAUAUCGUUCUUCACCGCCUAGCGAGGUAAUUGGCGAGAACUCUGUGAGCAGUGGUCAGAUUCCUUCAAGCCAACUUCACGGUCAAGGUAGAUCGCGAAGAGUCUACGAAAUCGAGUACCUUUCCUCAUCUAGGGGGGGGGACGAGAGUACUCCGAUGCCGGAAAGCGAGGGUAUUUUGAUUCCGGGAAGCGAGGUUAGUAUUCUGGAAGACACUCACGACGUCUUUGAGAACACUGGCGACAUUCCUUCGAGCCAAUUGACUCAGAGGUCUGUGGUCCCUAACUCUAGGAGUGCAAAUGUGCUGUCAGUGCAGGCUCAGAGGAUUGAGAAGGAGUGUAGCGUGUUAAUCGGGGAGCAUACUCUUCUACAUGAGCCCUUUCCACCUGCAGCAAGACUUUCGGUACUGGUAGUGACCAUGUGGGCAACUGCUAGUCGCCGAGUGGGGUGUAGAGUAGACCUUGAUGAGGUCGUUAUUAAACAGGUCAGAAGUCUGCACUCCCGUGUCCGUUCCCACUUGAUGCACGAGGUGAAAGGGCGCCUGGCGGACUCUACGAUAUACGGGCUUGGAAAUUUUGUGGGGCCUGAGGCGAGGGCGGCUCAAGUGGAAUACCUUUUGAAGAAUGAUCGUUUCUUGAGCCCCCAACAGCAUUACGAGACCUACCGACUGCGCUUCCUGGCUCCGGAAAUUAUCGAUAUAUUGUAUUUUAAAUACUUCGAUGGGGUAAGAAUGCGAGGGGUUAGGGAUCCCGAAUUUCUAGAGCGGAUAACCCCUACCCUUAUUUUCCUGAUAUCGACGGCGAUCUGGCACGGCAUUCGGGCGUGGUCAACAGGGAGUUACGUGAAGCCUGAUAAUUUUCAGUCGCAGAAUGAGAGUGUUGUGAAAACGUUCAACAGGAUGAGCAACACUUGGAAUGGGAGAAGUAAACAGAACCAGGAGGCAACCUUGGAGGUAAUCAAAGAUAACCUUCGAGAAAAGAUACGAGAUAAAAAAGGGGUAACGAUUGAGAUUAUACCGGAGGAGGGUUUUAGCGAGGACGAUGAAGCUCUGGCUGCGGAUCUUGCCGCAUUCCGAGAUGCUCGGAGAACACCCACGAGUGCUCCAGGAGGUCGGGUUGAUUCCGACAGCGCCCAGGACGAAGUGAUUAAUGCCCGACUUCGCGGCAUUGACACCGAAGAGGAGGGGGAGGAGGAAGAAGAAGAGCCGGAAUUACCUGUAGCGGGGGAUUACGAAGGGGGGGGGAGGAGGAUGUGUAGAACAAUCACGAGUGCUAAGGGAGAUAGUGGGGGAUUUCUUCUGAUUCGUAUAUUGUAUUAG
Messenger RNA from Morchella importuna, 2157 nucleotides. RefSeq lists its product as uncharacterized. The coding region runs from base 1 to 2157 and encodes 718 amino acids. NCBI's taxonomy places the organism in Eukaryota, Fungi, Ascomycota, Pezizomycetes, Pezizales, Morchellaceae. The record is from RefSeq and is a predicted model, not a curated record. The transcript is spliced from 6 exons.